Messenger RNA from Mangifera indica (mango), 2307 nucleotides. RefSeq names its product protein ZINC INDUCED FACILITATOR-LIKE 1-like. Gene Ontology annotation, biological process: transmembrane transport. The coding region runs from base 347 to 2014 and encodes 555 amino acids. NCBI's taxonomy places the organism in Eukaryota, Viridiplantae, Streptophyta, Magnoliopsida, Sapindales, Anacardiaceae. The transcript is spliced from 19 exons. The record is from RefSeq and is a predicted model, not a curated record. Gene Ontology annotation, molecular function: transmembrane transporter activity.
GGGUAGGUAUGACGAAGUUACUCGGGAAUUUGAUCAUAUAAGGGAGGUGAGAGAAAAAGAAGAUUAAUGCUAUGAAUGUUUGUGAAAGGUGAGAUGGGUGAGAAUGGUGAUAUUAUAACCGAACAGUUACUGGAGAAGAAGAAGAAGAAGAAGUAUUUUGAGGAUUGCUCUGGUUGUAAGAUUGAACUCUUGAAGGAAACAAAUUCUGCUGCUCCGAUCAGGCAUUUAUUCCUUGUUUGGAUUGUAGUCCUUUGCGCAGCUUUACCGAUAUCAUGCCUUUUCCCUUUCCUAUAUUUCAUGAUAAGGGACUUCCACAUUGCGAAAAGGGAGGAAGAUAUUGGCUAUUAUGCUGGUUAUGUGGGGGUCCUCUUAUUACUUCUUCAUCUCACUUGAAGGAUCUGCAUUUAUGUUUGGAAGAGCAUUGACUUCUAUCCUAUGGGGAGUGAUAGCUGAUCGUUAUGGUCGAAAACCUGUCAUUAUGUUUGGGGCAAUGGCUAUUGUUAUUUUCAACACUCUCUUUGGUCUUAGUACAAAUUUUUGGAUGGCAGUUUCUACGAGGUUUCUUCUUGGAAGUUUGUGUGGUAUGCUUGGUCCAAUGAGGGCAUAUGCUUCUGAAGUUUGCCGUAAAGAGUAUCAAGCUUUGGGAAUGUCAGUUAUUAGCACAUCAUGGGGCAUUGGAUUAGUCAUUGGUCCAGCUAUUGGUGGCUUUCUUGCACAGCCUGCAGAGAAAUAUCCUGAUGUAUUUUCAAAAGAUUCCCUGUUUGGAAGGUUUCCAUUCUUCUUGCCGUGCCUUAUAAUAUCAGUGUUCUCAUUAGGUGUGUUUAUUAUCUGCUGUUUUCUCCCGGAGACACUUCACAGCCAUAAAGAAUGUAACAAAGUAUUAGAUGACUCAUAUGAUCCUCUAGAGGAAACCUUGUCCAAGUCUAAUAUGGAUGAAAAAGUGAAGAUUAUUGAGCCAAGAUGUGCCUCACUAAAAAGCCUUUUGAAAAAUUGGCCGUUAAUGUCAUCCAUUAUCGUGUAUUGUGUUUUCCAGCUUCAUGAUAUGGCCUAUUCAGAGAUUUUCUCAUUAUGGGCUGUCAGCCCUAGGAAGAAUGGGGGGUUGAGCUUCUCAAGUGCAGAUGUUGGCGCAGUUCUUGCAGUUUCAGGCUUUGGACUGCUUGUCUUUCAGCUACUAUUUUACCCACUUGUAGAGAAUAAUUUGGGAGCCAUCACUGUUUCUCGCAUAGGAGCAGUCUUAACCAUUCCAUUGCUAUCUAGUUACCCAUAUAUAGCUAUGCUAACAGGCCUCACCCUCACACUAGUGGUGAACUCUGCAUCUUUGCUGAAGAACGUGAUCUGUGUAUCAAUAACUACGGGGUUGUUCCUUCUGCAGAAUAGAGCAGUGACGCAACAGCAAAGAGGAGCUGCUAAUGGCAUUUCCAUGUCUGCUAUGUCCUUAUGUAAAGCAGCAGGUCCAGCUGCAGGAGGUGCUCUCUUAUCAACUAUCUCAUUAUAUGCAGCUUUGCUUGGGCACAAAGGCGUCAAAAUGCUUUCUUUCUUCCAGAAUCGGAGCCCCAUUGAGGAUGAUGAUGUGAAGGCUAAUUUGGUCAGGUUCAAUUCUCAUUUCCCUUCUCCAAUCACCAAAGACGAGCGUGGCUGGCUGUUUAACCCCGUUUCUCUUGCCACUGAGUCCGGUGUUAAAGGUGGAGCAGUUAAUUGUGUUUCUCAACAUCUUGGGGAGAUUCGACCAGGUGCUAUGAGGGGAAAUCAUAGACAUUAUUCUGCAAAUGAGACAUUCGUUAUUUGGGGAGCUAAAACGAAAUUCAGGUUGGAGAAUAACCAGGUAGAUGAUAAAGGUUAUGCUGAGGUGAUAAUUCAUGCAGACGAGGUUGCUGUUGCAGCUAGCCCAAGAGGAACGGCCCAUGCUUUAGUAAAUAUCGAUCCUGUUCUUAGUACGUUCUUUAUAGGAUGCCAAGAUGGUGUGAUAAACAAUAUUACCUCAACUUCUGACUAUAAUGUCUGGAAAGAUCUCUAAUUGUUACUCUUUGCCUUGCACUUCAAUGCUUUACAAAUUAUCAGCAAUAUGUCGGUUAUUUUCUGCAACUACAAUACCAGGGUCUUGCAAGAUUAAAAUAGUAUAAUGAGGUUAGUACUCACAACAUAUUUGUACAGAGUACAUUUGCCAUUUCUAUGGCAUUUUAAUUUACAGGAACCUAUCUUUUUCCUUUUAAACUUUUGAGAGCUACAUCUAUCUUGUGCUUGAUACUGCAUGUAUAUAGCAAUAUAUUUGAAUAAAUGAAAUAAACCAUCAACAUGAUCGUUUAAGAA